This is a messenger RNA of Microtus ochrogaster (prairie vole), 864 nucleotides long. Its product is annotated as acidic proline-rich protein HP43A-like. NCBI's taxonomy places the organism in Eukaryota, Metazoa, Chordata, Mammalia, Rodentia, Cricetidae. The record is from RefSeq and is a predicted model, not a curated record. The coding region runs from base 1 to 864 and encodes 287 amino acids. The transcript has a single exon.
AUGUUUGAUACCAUAAAUACAUGUAUUCAGAGAAAAUUUCCCUCAAAACUAGGUGGGAAGAAUCAUGAGGAUGACUCACAAAUGAUUAGGAGGAACGAUGUAGUAAUCAUUGAGCUGUUGAUAAAAGGAAAGAGGGCCUUUGUUUCAGGACUAAACUUGCCAGUUCUUGUGAUAUAUCAAAUAAAGAACAUGAGUAGCAUCUCAGAUUCUAAUCACAGACCCUCUGUUGCAGCAUUCCCACAUGGUCCUCCUCGUCACCAUGGUUUUGGGCCUAGGCAUGGCCCACCCCAGCUAGGCCCACCCCAGCGUGGCCCACCCCAGCAAGGCCCACCCCAACAAGGCCCACCCCAACAAGGCCCACCCCAGCAAGGCCCACCCCAGCAAGGCCCACCUCAGCGUGGCCCACCCCAACAAGGCCCACCCCAGCAUGGCCCACCCCAACAAGGCCCACCCCAACAAGGAGGCCAACAGCAGAACCAAGGCCCUCAGCAAGGAAACCAGCAAGGCCCACCCCAACAAGGAGAUCAACAGCAGAACCAAGGCCCUCAGCAAGGAAACCAGCAAGGCCCACCCCAACAAGGAGAUCAACAGCAGAACCAACGGCCUCAACAAGGAAACCAGCAAGGCCCACCCCAACAAGGAGAUCAACAGCAGAACCAAAGGCCUCAACAAGGAAACCAGCAAGGCCCACCCCAGCAAGGAGGCCAACAGCAGAACCAAGGCCCUCAGCAAGGAAACCAGCAAGGCCCACCCCAACAGGGAGGUCAACAGCAGAACCAAGGCCCUCAGCAAGAAAACCAGCAGGGCCCACCCCAGCAAGGAAGCAGACCUCAGGAAUCUUCCCAGGGCCAGGAUGCUCAGUAA